Molecule: messenger RNA, 5482 nt
Organism: Xiphias gladius (swordfish)
Lineage: Eukaryota; Metazoa; Chordata; Actinopteri; Istiophoriformes; Xiphiidae
Gene: elf1
Product: E74-like ETS transcription factor 1
Exons: 9
Coding region: 583-2547 (654 amino acids)
Biological process (GO): regulation of transcription by RNA polymerase II; cell differentiation
Cellular component (GO): nucleus
Molecular function (GO): DNA-binding transcription factor activity, RNA polymerase II-specific; sequence-specific DNA binding
Source: RefSeq, a predicted model, not a curated record
UGCUGCAUGACUCAUAGGGAGAGGACAAGUUGCUUCACUACACUUCUCCUUUUUCUGUUUCAAACAGCAGCCAUUGCAUUGUCUUUUUUUAUUUUCUUCCUCUCCAGUUUGUUUUGUCGCUGUGAGAAAGACGUGUGCAGCUGGCCAGCGGUUCACACCUGCAGACAGCCUUGUCCCCCUUUGAACGCACCUUGGAUUAUUCCAUGUUUCGCCUUUUUGUUGUUUGUUUUUGCGCUUCAUUUUCACUGGUUACCAAGAUCGACACUUGUUCGGGUUCUAUUAUGGACCUUGUCACCCGAAUCCUGUGUCUUUGAGGUGUAGAUGCUCCAGGCGCAGCGGGACCCAGCCUCCGUGUCAGAGAGGGACGAGGCUGCUCCCACCUGGGCCACAGCACUCCUCUGAAAGUCGGCUCGUGGUCUCUGUCUCGUUGCACUAACUGCCCAGGUCAGAGUAAACGAGGAGGAGGACAGCGAAGCCAUUUUGAGAGCUGAAGCUGAGUCUCUGUCCGUACAGAGAAGGAGCCGGAGUAGUCAUAGGCGGGGUAUAUUUUAGGCUGCUCUCUGCCCUCUGAACUCCACCGCCAUGACGACUGCAGUGCAGCCCAGUGAACUGGUGUUUGAAUUCGCUAGCAACGGGAUGGACGAAAUCAAUCAGCUGGACGACCCGUCAGUAUUCCCAGCGGUGAUUGUUGAGCAGGUGCCUGCGGCCGACCUGCUGCAGGUCUACUCUGGCCUGGAGUCGGAUGAGGUGCCCAAUGGCAUCAUGGUGGACAACACGCUCCAUGUGGUGGAGGAAUCGUCCAUCUUGGUGGGAGGGGUGGACCUCUCAGAAACAACAGUCUCAGGUGCAGAGGACAGCAUGGAGACAAAUGAAGCUGCAGCAGCUCUUCUCAACAUGGAGUCUCCGAAUAACAUUUUGGAUGAGAAGCGUAUGAUUCACACCUAUGGCACUCUGCUGGAGUCAGACCUGACAUACGCCCCACUGAGGCCUGACCAGAUGGACAGUGGUGCCCUUGAUGUGUCCCUAGAUGAGGACACUUCGUCCAUGGAUGAGAUUCCCCAAAAGUGUCCCUUAAAACCUCAGAAAAAAAACAAAGUGCGGAAGCCACGGGCGGUGCGUCCCUGCUCCCCUAUCACCACCCCUAACCUGCCACUCAGGAAGAAGAGCAAAGAGGGCAAAGGCAACACCAUCUACCUGUGGGAAUUCCUUCUGGCUCUACUGCAGGAUAAAAACACCUGUCCCAAGUACAUCAAGUGGACACAGCGGGAGAAAGGCAUCUUUAAACUAGUGGACUCCAAAGCUGUUUCAAAGCUGUGGGGGAAACACAAGAACAAGCCUGACAUGAACUAUGAGACCAUGGGAAGAGCUCUUAGGUACUAUUAUCAAAGAGGCAUCUUGGCUAAAGUGGAGGGGCAGCGACUGGUAUACCAGUUUAAGGAGAUGCCGGCUGAUCUGGUGGUGAUCGAGGAUGAAGACCCAGGCUCUGAUGCCAAUGCCGGCUACGGUAGCCAGAGAUCUACCAAUGGGAGGUCUAUGGUCCGAGGAGGGUCCAAAGGGCACGGGAGGGCCCAUGGUCAUCACCAAGUCUCAGUGAAGCAGAUGAAGAAGGAGCCUAAUGAUGAAUGUCUGUCCCAGGAAGGUAUUUGUGGACACGCCGGGCAUCUCCUUCAAUCUGUCCAUGUGUUGCAAGCAAAUCAAGGGUUAGGUGUCCAAGAUCCAUCACAAGCUAUGAGGACCAUCGGUGCUCCUGCAUCAGUUCCUAUUGUCUUGGCCUCUUCCGGCUCGCUUCAGUCUGUUCCCCUCACCACUGUUCUGGCCAAUGGGAACUCCAGCCACUCUCCCCCGCCUCAGGUUAUUCUCCACACCAUGCCCUCCACCACAGCAGGUGGUAAAGAUGUGCUCACCAUCCAAACAGCCUCUCUAGCAGGUGGAGCCAACAGCCUGCAGGACAGCCUUCCACAGCAGCUCCUGGUCUCUGGUCUGGGCUCCUCCGCUGUCUCCUCCUCCACCUCCUCCUCGUGCACUUCCCCUCCAGGAGUCAUUAGUUCCAUCGCUUCCAACCUCAACGGUCUCCCCCGCCUGGUGGCCAUCAACACAACCUGCGGACAGACCAUGGUGGCACAGCAGCCCGGCACCGUAAUUGCCACUGUGCUCAAAUCCAGCGAUCUCUCGGGGCUGCAGGUCAAAGAGGAGAUGCUGGACCCAAGCUACUUCCAGUCGAUAGUGAACGGUGAUCCAUCACUGGUGGCACAUACGUUUGAGAAAGAAGAGAUGGAGGUAGGGGAGGCAGAGCUGCAGUAUAGAACUGUGGUCAUUGAUACCAGUCAAAUCCAGGGCCAGGAGGCUGCAAGCGAAACUAUAUUUAAUGGACAUUCCUCCCAGAGUAGCAGCCCUAGUGAGGGCCUGACCCCUGUGGAGGAGCUCGAAGUGCGUGGGGAGAUGUCCCUGCAGCCUGAGCAGGGAAUCAAAGGCCUACAGGAGCUGCCACUGUCUGUCCACCUGCCUGCAAACUUCAUCCAGAUAAAGACAGAGCCUGCAGAGGCUUAGCGCUGCAGGACUCUUGCAAACAAGCUGAACCAAAAACAACAAAUAAAUCCAUUUUGACCAUAGCCUUAAUGUUUUCUUUUCCAACCGCAGUGAUCUGAUCAGAGAUCAGAAGCGAGGGAUCUUGCAGCGUUUUGCUCUUAAACGUUGGUCAGUCCGGCCUCAGGAUUUAUUGUUUACUCACAUAUUUUGUGACCAUGUGCCUAAUUUUAAAAAUCAAGGUAUAGUGUUUAGUUUUUUUCUAAGAGGACACUUUUCAGAUUUGGGAUUAUAAUCUUUAGACAUAAACCCCAACACACACAGAUACAGAUACACUCAAACAAAGACAUAUAAAAACACACACAUGCACACAAAACAAAUCCUCCUCUUGGACAACAGCCAUUGGAUAAACCAGGGAUUCCGUCUACCAAAUGUGCCAGUUAGUAAUUUUCUUACUUUACAUCUCACUGGACUUGUAUGUUUAAAGAGGAGAAUGCAACAAGCCAAAACUGGGGACUGAAUGCCAAAUGGUGCAAUGAAAUCAAACCUCUGAGAGCAUACAGAGUAAAUGUGCUUAUUUUUUAAACCACAUUCAAGUUUCUGUUCCCGUGGAUGACGGGUGGAAGCUGUGUCACGGUGUCCAAUCCGGUGAACACACAUCUCAGAGUUUAAUUGAAGAGUGCCUUACAGGAAGUUCAAGCAGCUCAAGACUCCUUGUUGGAAGCGUCGGGGAUAAAAGAUGAAAAACGGACUAAAUGGCUUAUCAGACUUUCAGACUUUUAAGAACUUACUUACUCAUUUAUUUUCAUAUAAACAAAAAGGUAUGCAAUUGCUCUCCAUUACUCCUGGCCUUACAACACUGUGUUACUAUGGAAAUGGGCAUUUUCUGUCCUCCAAGGACAGUCCAACAUCAGAACUAUUUGUAUAGAGCUGCAGACAGGGGGCACAGCAAAAUUGAGAGGCAGAAAUGGAGAGAAAGAAAAUACAGGAAAAUACAGAUUAUAUUAUAUCAGCCUCUGCUGAGGCUCCAAGGUUUAAAUCCUGCUUAUAUGAAAUGGAAUAUAUAUAUAUAUCUAUAUAUAUAUAUAUAUAUGUGUGUGUGUGUGUGUAUGUAUGUGUACACACACACACACACACACACAUUAUAUACAUAUACAUAUACAAUUGAGAUUCAAUUUUAAGGCCACAGUGAAUUUAUUUAUUUUGUGAAUUUCUAAAUUCUGUAUAAAAAAGGCACAUUUAUCUUCUAUUUACAUGUGUAGACAUGAGGGAAAAUACAAAGAAUAUCAAUGUUAAUACCAGGAAGCUUAUUUGGCAGUUUUUUGUAAGACCGGCAUUUUUCAUUUGUAUAGCCUUCCGUAUAUUCAGCUUUUCUGUUUUCAUGAGUUUUGGACUCGAGUGCUCAGUGCAGCAUCAUUAUCCCAUUGCUAUAUUCUCUUAUUGUAGAUAGCCUCUGUUGUGUGUGUGAUAUGAACAUGUACUGAAUGUGCAUUUGAUUUCCCCUUUUCAGCGGACAUACCUCUUUACCUUUUUCAACAGUCAAGCAGUUGAGGCUAUACAUUCACAAAUAUUAUGCUCUGUGUAAUUCAUCAAUUGUCAGAUAUAUCAAUCAAUGUUUCUUUGAAAUAAUAUCUGAAGUUCCUUUAGUUAUUUGGUACAAAGACAUACCACUGCUCUUUUUUUUUCUCAUUUCAUUUCAUCUCUUCUCUUCCUCUCCUCACCUCUCACUUCAUCUCCUCUCGUCAUGUCUCUUCUCUCCUCUCUCGUCUUGUCUCGUCUCCUUUCGCCUUGUCUCAUCUCCUCUCACCUUGUCUCCUCUUCUCUCUUCACUCCUCCUCCUCCUCUCUUGCUCUUGGGUCUGUCGAGUCUGUGCCUUCUUUGUUUGGUGUCCCACUUUGUUAAGGACCUCCCUAGCCAGCCAUCUGACCGGCCCCGCAGCCCUGCUGGGGAUGAAGCCAUAUUGAUCUUAAGUGGUAUCACAGCUAAAUUGGUUGUAUUUUCCAUCCCAGACUGUAGCCGCAGAGUGAGGAUGUUCAGACAUACUGACCUCCACCUGCACUGGCACCUAAGGAGUUAAAAGCUGCUUCAAAACCCCACAUCAGCCAAAGGGCUCUGAGUCUGCAAAGACACUCUGAAUGUAUACUUAUUUUUUGACAAUCAGUAAUUACACUGGGUUACAUUUGCAUAGAAAUCUGUCAGUCUUUGAGUGGGGAUUUGCUGCUUUUUUUUUUUUUUUUUCUUUGUGUAUAUUCUUGUAUCUGCACUGCUUUUUCCUUAAAGCACUGCUGUCUGUGAGAUGUUGAGGUAUGUCCACCGCUUACGUUUUGUUGCUUCUUUUGUCUUGGGUUGUCAAUGGCCUUCCUUAUGCCGAAUAUAGAAUAGAUUUUUAAGAAAAAGUCAAUGUACUAAUUAAAAACAAAAUCUUAUUCAAUGAAUACCCUCUUUAUUUUUUGUUUUGUAGUAGAUAAUGUGGUUUUGAAAUUGCGAGAGGCACAGAUAAAAUGUCACGCCAGACAUUUGCGAAAAAUUAAACAGUCAAUUUAAAUAGAAAGACGUUAAUUCAAUUUUCUGCUGUCACAAGAAUGAAACUGAAGCAUGUCUGCCUUGAAAACUCAGAGUCUUUUUAUAUUGUUGGGCUGUCGCAGCUUUGGGGGACAUUCGACCACAUGGCAUUUGAAGAGAGAGAGAAAAAGUAGGAAACUGGAAUGGAGCCAUUAUCAGGCCAGAGACUGAUUGGACUGUACUUAAGAGCACUGCUUCUCCAGUUGCUGUGGGCAGAUGAAUAGAUUAGCAUGUGACAUGCCCAGAGCUGAAGACAGCUGAGUCUGUCACCACAGCUUGCUGGGAGACAAGAGUACGUGUGUAUGUUUAGGCUAUGGUUGGCAAGUGGAAGGGUUAGGCUGACUUGGAUUGAUUCUGUUAGAGCAUUUGUUAUGUUGAUGUGUUUGUUUGUGUGUGU